Nymphalis io (European peacock) is the source of this 1578-nucleotide messenger RNA. It is a transcript of the gene Ids, whose product is annotated as iduronate 2-sulfatase. The coding region runs from base 1 to 1578 and encodes 525 amino acids. The transcript is spliced from 5 exons. Gene Ontology annotation, molecular function: iduronate-2-sulfatase activity. The record is from RefSeq and is a predicted model, not a curated record. Lineage: Eukaryota; Metazoa; Arthropoda; Insecta; Lepidoptera; Nymphalidae.
AUGUCAUUACACCAUGUUCAAAUGUUGAAUUCAUUUUACAAAGAUAUUGAGACAGCUGUUAAUGGUGUAAUAGAUUUGCUAUGCGCAAUUAAUAAUAUAUUAUCAGUUGAUUUUGAAAGGAAAACUCAUAUAAAGAGAAAUGUAUUGAUAAUUGUUAUAGAUGACAUGCGACAUCUGACGGACCAAAAUAUUUUGUUGCCAAAUAUUCAAAAGUUGGCGGUAAAUAGUAUUGUUUUUCAAAACGCUUUUGCUCAGCAAGCAUUGUGCGCACCAAGUAGAAAUUCUAUGUUAACAGGCCGCAGACCUGAUAUACUGCAUUUGUAUGACUUUUAUAGUUACUGGCGUGAUGCAGUCGGCAAUUUUUCUACAUUUCCCCAAUUGUUUAAGCUAUAUGAAUAUGAUACCUUUUCAGUAGGUAAAAUUUUUCACCCCGGAAUAAGUUCAAAUUUUACUGAUGACUUUCCAUACAGUUGGAGUGAAAAACCAUUCCAUCCGCCAUCUGAGAAAUACAAAGACGCUGCAGUUUGUAAAAACAAGCACACUAAUGAGCUACAAAAAAAUCUUUUAUGCCCAAUAACUAUUAAUAAUCAGCCGGAUGGUACUCUACCUGAUAUAGAAAGUGUCAAUUACGCUAUAGACUUAAUAAAAACAAGGAACACGAGUAAACCUUAUUUAUUGGCAGUUGGAUUUCAUAAGCCUCAUAUUCCAUUAAAAUAUCCUCACAAAUAUCUAAAAAAAGUACCGAUUAGUGCGGUGCAGCCACCAAGUAUGCCAGACAUACCAAAAAGAAUGCCAGUCGUUGCUUGGCACCCAUGGACUGACGUUCGUCAUAGAGACGACAUAAAUAAUCUUAACAUUUCUUUUCCUUUUGGAACGAUGCCUCCUAAAUGGACAUUAAAAAUCAGACAAAAUUACUACGCAGCAUUACUUUAUAUAGACGAUCUAAUAGGAAACCUAUUAAAAAAUAUCGAUUUAAGUAAUACUAUAGUAGUCUUGACAAGUGACCAUGGUUGGUCACUCGGAGAAAAUGGUCUUUGGGCAAAGUAUAGUAACUUUGACGUGGCUCUAAGGGUGCCUCUAUUAUUUAAAAUUCCAAAUAAACAACCAAAAUCUAUUUCGACACCGGUUGAACUCAUUGACAUAUUCCCAACUUUACUCGAACUAGCGGGAUUAGACACAUUCAAUAGUUGCAAAGAUUACAAAUCAAAUCAAUGUUUGGAUGGUAAAAGUUUGGUACCUUUAAUGAAUAAUAAACCAAACGAACAUCAAUCAAAAAGCUUUGCUAUAUCGCAAUACCCGAGACCUUCCGAACACCCCGUGAACAACUCUGACAAGCCACGUUUGAAGGAUAUCAAAAUUAUGGGUUACAGUAUACGAACGAAAAGAUACCGAUGCACGGAAUGGAUAGCAUUUGAUCAUAAAACAUUUUCUAGGAAUUGGAGCAAGUUGUACGGAGUUGAACUAUACGACCAUAUUGUGGAUGAAGAGGAAUCAAACAAUGUAUAUGAUGUACAUAAAUAUAAAAACGUUAAAUUUAAGUUAUCUAAGCUAUUAAGAAAACAAGUUGAUUUACAAUAA